This is a messenger RNA of Symbiodinium sp. CCMP2592, 1353 nucleotides long. Lineage: Eukaryota; Dinophyceae; Suessiales; Symbiodiniaceae. The record is from the annotation of a GenBank genome assembly.
AUGCUGCGCGUCACCGAGAAGCACGACUGCGUCUGCUCCUUCGACCCGAAGCCCAAGGACCUGCUGAAAGAGGGUGACUGGAACGGUGCUGGCUGCCACACGAACUUCUCCGUGACCCCCAUGCGGAGCCCGGGUGGCUACGACACCAUCAUCAAGGUCUGCGAGGCUUUCGGCAAGGUCGCCAAGGAGCACAUUGCCGAGUACGGUGAGGGCAACGACAAGCGCCUCACUGGAAAGCACGAGACCUGCGACAUCAACACCUUCAAGUACGGGGUCGCCAACCGCGGUGCUUCCAUCCGCAUUCCCCGCGAUGCCGAGAAGGCUGGCCGUGGAUACAUGGAGGACCGCCGCCCUGCGGCCAACUGCGACCCUUACCGGGUCACCAACAUCAUCAUGAAGACCACCGGGGAGUGCCUGAACGCUGAGAUCGUGGAGGCCGGCGCGAAGACGCACACAGCCUUCGUGUUCAUCAAGCCCCAUGCUGUGACCGACAAGGUGCAGACUCUCGUGAAGGACAAGCUCACGGAAGGCGGCCUGACCAUCAAGAGCGAGGGGGCCAUCAAGGCCGAAGUCAUCGACAAGAAGAAGCUCAUCGACAUCCACUACGGCGCCAUCGCCGCCAAGGCUGUCAUGAAGAAGCCGUCGGAGCUCACGGUUCAGGACAAGGCUCAGGCGGAGUUCGAGAAGCAGUUCGGCGUGGCAUGGAGCAAGGUGAUGGAAGAUGGCCUGGUCUUCAACGCCAUGGACGGAGCCAAGAAGCUGGGAAUCAGCCCCGAUGAGCUGGGCAAGAAGUACGAUGCGCUCAAGAAGGGCGAGACCAUCAUCAAGUUCGGCGGCGGCUUCUACUGCGGCAAGGUUGACAGCAUCUAUGUCAUCAACGGCUUCUACAUGAACAUGCGCUCCAAGUUCACCGCGCCCGGAACAAGCAUCUACUACUACGAGGUGGAGUGGCCGGCGGACAAGAUGAAGUGGGAGGACUUCCGAGGCAAGUUCCUCGGCCCUACGGACCCGGCUGCGGCCCCUGCCGGCUCCCUGCGUGGCCUCAUCUACAAGGACUGGAGCGACCUCGGGCUGAAGGCGCAGCCGGACACGGGAGACAACGGCGUCCAUGCCUCCGCCUCGCCUUUCGAGGCGCUGGCAGAGCGCUGCAACUGGCUCCGGGCGUCCAUGACGAAGGAUCCCUUCGGCAAGGCCCUGCUGGCAAGCGGCCUCAACGUUCCGACGGCAAAGAAGUGGUUUGAAGAUCCCGCUCUCGAGUUCGAGGGCGGCAAGAAGUCCGUCUUUGACAUGCUGGAGGAUCUGGAUGCCGGCGACUGUCUGAAGAAGUGCAAGGCCAUUGCUGCGGCCAACUAG